This is a messenger RNA of Oldenlandia corymbosa var. corymbosa, 1754 nucleotides long. Lineage: Eukaryota; Viridiplantae; Streptophyta; Magnoliopsida; Gentianales; Rubiaceae. The record is from the annotation of a GenBank genome assembly.
UGAUAUCAAUAGAGGAAGAAAAUUAACCAAAAACUUGAAAGCCCAGUAGCAAUUUCACCAUCACCAUCGGAUGGCCCUGUUCUUCCCCUUCCCAGUUGCCUCUAAGUACUGAUCUCUUCCUGUCCAAAAACCACGCAAAAAGGCGAAAAUCUACCAUUUCCGAUUUACAGCAAGUGGUAAUUUUGAUAGGCAGAGGAGGGCCAGUGGUUGAAAUUCAGUUUUGGAAGGGCGGAACUUUUCUUUACUGACGAAAUGUAUAAUUUAAUCCAUAUGGUUCUUUUCUGAUGCAAUGGGUGGUUACUAUUAGCAAUUGACUUGUGAAGUGAAGUAGGUGCCAUCAUCGUUUAUGACUGCUAAUAUGGACAUUGUGAUGCCUCGAUGCCUUUCCUUCAUGGAAACUGAUUACUUUGAACGACCCCUGGCAUCCAAGAGUUGUAAUACAUCCAAGGAUUGGACUUCCAAGCACAACUUAAGUGGGCUAAUUUCAAUGUCUGCCACAAAGUGCGAGUUCUUGCGAAUGAAGAGCCCUCAAGCAAGUAGAUCUAGUUGGAGAACAGCAUUUGCUUUGAACACAGGUGGACUUCCCGAAAACAACCAGGAGAGCUUUGACAAUUCUGGUUCCGGUCUAGGUGCAACUCGUUUGGGGAGGAUAGUGGGUGCUGCAGGCAGGCAGCUUUUAGAAAAGCUUAGUUCAGCUAGAAAGAAUUUUCCGAUGAAGGUAUUUCUCCUGCUUUUAGGCUUCUACACAGCAAAUGCCUUGGCUACAAUUCUUGGGCAAACUGGAGACUGGGAUGUGCUAGUAGCUGGAAUUGUAGUUACUGCAAUAGAGGGCAUAGGUAUGCUAAUGUAUAGAAAGCCUAACCCUGUUUCUGGUGGUCGGUUGCAGUCUCUGGUGGUGAUGAUAAACUAUUGGAAAGCAGGUGUGUGCUUGGGCCUUUUUGUCGAUGCUUUCAAAUUAGGUAGUUGAGCUCUGGACAUGCUCACAAUUUCUUAAACUUUCACGAAAGCCUACAUUGACUGUGCUUCUCACUGGUAGCUCCCCUGGCCUUCACUUGCUAAAGUUCCUUUCUCAUCUCCAGAGGGCUUCUCCUGCCAGACAGUAAGACAUAUAAGAACCCAAGUAUAUGAAGAUAACAAAGAAAGCUACUGAACUUUUUUCCUGGGGAGAAGUUUCUUCGUCACCUAGAGAUAAUGUUGCUUCGGUUAUAGAAUGUUUGUUUUUUUAGAAGCAAACCUUGUGUUGUCAACAAGUGAAGCUAGUCUUGGUUGAACAGUAUGGUUGCAGACCACCAAAUAAAUGAGUUAUAAAGACGUUGUCUACUGUCUUGAAGAAGGCUGUACAAGUGAUCAUUGAGGGCUUUGUAACCACUUCGGCUUAUUACUGUAGUUGCGGAAAAAUUGGGGUUUAUGCUUUCUGUAGAUUGGAGGUGAAUGUUCUAACGUGUUUUGGUUUUUCUUUUUCUUUUUUUUUUUUUUGUUUUUGUUUCAUUUUUUUUAUUUUUUAUUAUUAUUACUUUUUUUUUUGGGUUUUGGGCAGGUCUGGCUUUGUCGUGAGCAUCAUGCUUUGUUCCAUGAUUUCUGGAACACUAAGCUCAGUGCAUAAUUCUUAAUAUGUCUUUUCCGUCGGAUAUUCAUGCUACGGAAUCUACCCAAUUUUAGUUCCUCUUUAAAUGUUAUGGUAGUUAAUAAAGAAGAGUCGUGCUGUUGAGCGUCCUAAUUUUUUCAUUUGAACGCCUUAAAAAGAUGUACAUGCC